AUGGCGGCAACAUCACCACUGUACAAUCAGCUUAAGGCUGCUGAACCAUUCUUCUUGUUGGCUGGUCCAAAUGUGAUCGAAUCUGAGGAACAUAUUCUUCGAAUGGCAAAGCACAUAAAAGACAUUUCCACAAAACUUGGGUUGCCUCUGGUUUUCAAGUCAAGUUUUGAUAAAGCUAACAGAACUUCUUCAAAGUCAUUUCGAGGUCCUGGCAUGGCUGAGGGUCUCAAGAUUCUUGAGAAAGUGAAAGUAGCAUAUGACCUACCAAUAGUAACUGAUGUUCAUGAAUCGAGCCAGUGUGAAGAAGUUGGCAAGGUUGCAGAUAUAAUUCAGAUACCAGCAUUCUUAUGUCGCCAGACAGAUCUUCUGGUUGCGGCAGCCCAAACCGGAAAAAUUAUCAAUAUUAAGAAAGGACAAUUUUGUGCUCCUUCUGUUAUGGAAAAUUCUGCUGAGAAGAUCAGACUGGCUGGGAAUCCAAAUGUGAUGGUUUGUGAAAGAGGAACCAUGUUUGGAUACAAUGAUUUGAUAGUAGAUCCACGAAACUUUGAAUGGAUGAGGGAAGCUAAUUGUCCUGUUGUUGCUGAUAUAACCCAUGCACUACAACAACCUGCAGGCAAAAAGUUGGAAGGUGGUGGUGUUGCUAGUGGAGGCCUUCGCGAGUUAAUACCCUGCAUUGCAAGAACAGCUGUAGCAGUUGGGGUUGAUGGAAUUUUCAUGGAGGUUCAUGAUGAUCCUCUAAGUGCUCCAGUUGAUGGCCCAACUCAAUGGCCUUUGCGUCAUCUAGAAGAACUCCUAGAGGAGCUCAUCGCAAUCGCUGUCUCCUUCUCGGACAUUUGGGUCCCCAGCAAGUCCUGGAUAUUAAAGAUGUUCAAAGGAUAUUCUGUGACAAAGAAAAAAGAAGAAGAAGAUAUUCUCAUUGCGAAAGUGGAGAAUCCGGCGGUUUCGGAUCUCUUAUUCAAUUUCCAAGAUACUUGUUUCGAAGCCAUGGAGGAAGGUUUAGGUCUUUACCCACUUCAUCGUUGCAAAACCAUUCACCUGGUAAGACAUGCUCAAGGUAUACAUAAUGUGGCUGGAGAAAAAGACCAUAGUGCUUAUUCUUCUGAGGACUAUUUUGAUGCUCAUCUCACACCUCUUGGUUGGCAACAGGUGAAGAAUUUACGCAACCAUGUUUUAGCCACUCAACUCCCAAACAAAAUUGAACUUGUCAUUGUUUCCCCUUUGCUUAGAACUUUGCAGACGGCUGUUGGUGCUUUUGGAGGUGAGGAAGAUACCAACGGAGUCGAUGCAGCGCCGCUAAUGGUGGCUAACGCGGGGAACAGCGAUCACCCUGCGAUUUCAAGCUUAAAGAGUCCGCCUUUCCUUGCUGUUGAGCUAUGCAGAGAAACUAUGAAUGAUCAUCCUUGUGACCGGCGAAGAAGCGUCACAGAGUACAAAGCUCUGUUUCCCGCAAUCGAUUUCUCAGCUAUUGAAAGUGAUGAGGAUGUUUUGUGGAAGCCGAGUCCAAGAGAGACCCCGGAAGAAGUUGCAGCCAGAGGUGUAGAGUUCAUCAAAUGGCUAUGGACGAGGAAAGAGAAAGAGAUCGCGGUUGUAUCUCAUAGUGGCUUCUUGCAUGGCACCUUAAGCUCUUUCGGAAAGGAUUGUCACCAUGACAUAAAGAAAGAGUUGUCUACACACUUUACCAACUGCGAGCUUCGAUCAGUGGUCAUUGUGGAUCAAGGAAAGCUGGGGACUGAUUCUGCAGAGACCACAAACUAUCCAGGGAAGGUUCCUCAAUGA
Messenger RNA from Arabis nemorensis, 1776 nucleotides. The record is from the annotation of a GenBank genome assembly. NCBI's taxonomy places the organism in Eukaryota, Viridiplantae, Streptophyta, Magnoliopsida, Brassicales, Brassicaceae.